This is a messenger RNA of Ictidomys tridecemlineatus (thirteen-lined ground squirrel), 650 nucleotides long. Its product is annotated as mammaglobin-A. The record is from RefSeq and is a predicted model, not a curated record. Gene Ontology annotation, biological process: androgen receptor signaling pathway. Lineage: Eukaryota; Metazoa; Chordata; Mammalia; Rodentia; Sciuridae.
CCUUCGGAGCCUGGCUGCUUCCCCUUGGCACAGGCUGCGGUUCCCUGGUCCAAUCCCCGGUGGAUCCUGUCCCUCCCUCCCUCUUUCUUGGGAGGGACUAAGGCAGCUCCCUGGGGAUAAAGAGAGGAGCUGUGGCCACUCAGCCCACAGUGAACUCCUUGAUCCUGCCCCCCCUCGGGAACAGCCACCAGGAGCCACCUCGCCAUGAAGCUGCUCGCAGUCCUCCUGCUGGCUGCCCUCCCCCUUUACUGCUCUGCAGGCGCUGGCUGCCAACUUCUCGAGGACGCUAUUUCAAAGGCCAUUAAUCCUGAAGUAACCCUAGAAGAAUACGAGGUUGCUCUCCAGGAGUUUUUGCACAGUGAUGCAGACAGAAACGCCGCGGAGCAAUUCAAACAAUGUUUCCUCAACCAGUCCAAUGAAACUCUGGACAACGUUCGACUGAUGAUGAAAUCAAUAUAUGACAGUACAUACUGCAGAGCUUUCUAAGUUUCCACCAGUCCUUUGGCUCAGAGAAUUCCUGAAGACGUGAUAAAGCGACCACCGAUGCUCUUCUGUUCUUUCCUAUUUUCAUCCCUGUACCUGUGACUGCAAGACACUCAUUGAAAUCUUAAAUGCAAUUUCAUUUCAAUAAACUUUCCUGCAAAUAUAAA